CAACACAGCAGCAGCAGCAGCAACAACAGCAGCAGCAGAAGCAUAGCGUGUGGCCUUCAUGGAAGCUGCUAAAAAUAUUAAUAAUUGCUGCUAAUCUAAUAAGAGUCCACUGGUAAGCGCCUUCGAUUGUAGAUAUAUUCUUUCAUUGCAUCCACUGGAUGCAGCGAAACGGAAUACGGCCAUACCUGGAUAGAGUGAAAUCAUCAUCGGCAGCGCUAGCUCACCUUGUCUCUGACGUACAUAGUUGUCUAACCAGUGUUUAAUCAUAGCUAAUUAGCGACAGUGUCACACAAUGCCCGCGUCAACAUCUGUUAUUGCCGACUUGUGCAUAUAUCUUCUGACCUGGAAUGUGGGCACCCACUCGCCAAAGGACCUGUCGCUGACAUCCAUGUUGGAGCUAAAUGGCACUACCAGCUGUCCACAGAACAAGCUACCCGACAUUUAUGUGGUUGGCAUGCAGGAGGUGAGCACAAAUCAGGUACUGAACAUCUUUCAGGAUGAUCCCUGGGUGCUCAAAUUGGCCAGUGCGUUAAGCGAAUAUGAGUACGUUAAGGUAGAGUCGAAGCAGCUGCAGGGCAUCCUUAUUACCAUGUUCGCCCAACACAAGCACAUACCGCACAUGAAGGACAUCGAGACAGAUGAGACGCGCACUGGUUGGGGCGGGGUAUGGGGCAAUAAAGGAGCCGUGAGCAUACGACUUAGUCUAUACGGCACUGGUGCCGUAUUUGUUUGCUCCCACUUGGCAGCACAUGAUGCCAAGCUGAAGGAACGCAUAGAAGACUACCACCAGAUUGUGGACAACCACAAGUAUCAUGUGAAAGGCUACCCCCGCAUCUUUGAUCACGACUUUGUGUUCUGGCUUGGCGACCUGAACUUCCGCUUGUCGGGCGAGAUGUCCGCCUGGGAUAUACGCAACGCUGUGGAGAAUGAAAGUUAUGAUGAGCUGCUGAAGCUAGACCAGUUGACGCUGCUCCGUGAGACGGGCAACGCGUUUAGCUUGCUGGAGGAGCAACUGCCCAAAUUUGCGCCCACUUUCAAGUUCCACGAAGGUGGCAACGAAUACAAUCUGAAGCGACGUCCGGCUUGGUGUGACCGCAUACUGCAUCGCGUGCAGGCGAACAGUUAUCCGUCCAUUAUGCUGAGCGCCCAACAAUUGUCUUAUCAGUCGAAAAUGGACUAUACGCUCUCCGACCACAAGCCCGUAACCGCGACUUUUAGCUAUAAAAUCGAAACACACAAUUUGUCCUAUACGGAUGAGGAGCUGCACGAGAUGACGCACGGGGCGGGCAGCACAAUGUCAAAUCCAUUUAAAGCCGAACUAGAAAGUUUUCAGUGAUAAAUCGAAUCAAGUGUUCCCGCCCAAAGGCAGGCAAAUGUGCAAUCUCAUAUCUCGCAUAUCACCCUAAACCACAAGUGCAAAUCAAAUAAUUUUACAAUCGCAUUACAUGAUAUAUUGUAUGAUGAAUCUCAAUGUGGCAAAGCGCAGGCUAAUCUCUCGACUGUGUAACCUCGUGACGCAAUUAUAUACAUCGCUCUAUACACGCGUAUAGUACAAUUUUGCUACAUAUCAUAUAUAAAUAAAUAUAUAUAGCAUGUUUAACUAAUUGAUGAAUCUCUGUUAUACUAAGCGAAGACAUUGUUAAAGUUCUAAAGCUGUUGAUUCAAUAAAGCAAUAUCUAUUUUUCUAUAA
This is a messenger RNA of Drosophila mojavensis, 1690 nucleotides long. RefSeq names its product phosphatidylinositol 4,5-bisphosphate 5-phosphatase A. Gene Ontology annotation, molecular function: phosphatidylinositol-4,5-bisphosphate 5-phosphatase activity. The transcript has 2 exons. Lineage: Eukaryota; Metazoa; Arthropoda; Insecta; Diptera; Drosophilidae. Gene Ontology annotation, biological process: phosphatidylinositol dephosphorylation. Bases 293 to 1336 code for a protein of 347 amino acids. Gene Ontology annotation, cellular component: plasma membrane; cytoplasm; ruffle. The record is from RefSeq and is a predicted model, not a curated record.